CAUGCUCCCUUCAACUGACAUGUACAUUGCCUUAUUGUACCAGGUGCUCCAUGUAGGACCCUAUGAGAACCUGUGUAGCCCAGACUUUUUGCCAAAAAGGACAGCUGUAUACUCUGGGCUGCCAUAUAAACAGACAUAACCUGCAGCUUUACCCUUUCCCCCCUUUUUCUUGGAGCCUAGCAACAGUGGAUGGUGUGAUGGAGGACACAGCCCACACCUCUCAUCUGAUUGGCCAAUCCCUAGAGAGAACCCAGAGGAAGGGUGGAGUGAUGGAGAGAUUGGUGUGAGGACUGGGGGGUGCUGUAAGCUGGGACAGCAGAGAGGACAGCAGAACAAGCAGUGGGAUCCUGAGUGAGUUGCAGAGGCUGAGUUCCUGUGUGUCAGUUCCAGAGUAUCCUGUCAGCACUAGUAUCAUUGUGCAAGUCCCAGCAGCAACAGCAAGGAACUCCUCUGGAGAGAGAGGGAGUGAGAUCAGUGAGGUUUCAUCAGUAACAGCUCACUGCCCAUAUAAGAACAGAGGAAGUAGCAGCUACAGAGAAUGCCCUAUCCAUGCAGAGACAGUGCUGUGAAUACAGCAGCCAGAGACAGCACUGAGAGUUGAGUUGACUGCUCCCUGAACAACCCACUUGUGCAGACGUAUAUCCCUUACAUCUCCGAAGUAUCGUGAACGAACUUCCAUCUUAAGUUGGUAUCCCGGUACACAGAUAGUGUAAAGCGGACAUAAUCACCAGGUAAAAGAUCAUCUACUCACCCAAUAACAUUGUCCUUUAUUUGCCCGGGUAUCACAUUUGGCGUCAACGAACAGGAUCCGAGUGCAAUCAGGAGAAAACUCACUAAUUGAAAGAUGGAACAACAACAGGCUGCAGGAGGAGGAGCACCACCGGUAGUACAGAACCAGGAACAAGAACAACAGGCAACCCCGGCAACGACACCGAAUGCUCCAAUAACCUUACCCUACUACUUUGGGGCGCCGUGGCUUCCAACCUAUAGCGGAGAUGCCAACAAGCCACAGUGUACCACGUUUACAGAAUUCAAAAAUAAACUCAAAUCUAUGUUCCGGUUGUAUACCUUGAACGAACAGCAGAAAGUCGAGAUUCUGGUAGGUCAACUCACAGGGUCAGCUCUAAGAGAAGUCAUAUCCUGGCCCACUGAAAACAAGAAAGAGGUAGACCAGAUCUUAAAGAGAUUGUCCACUACUUUUGAGACAAAAACCCUCCCCGAGUUAAAAAUGAAGCUGUAUGCGCGCAAACAGCAACCGGGCGAGACCCUCCGAGACUACGCCCUGAGUUUACAAGAAACACUAAGAGCGAUCCAAGCAGUUGACAAAGAUGAAGUCAGAAAUGCAGACGAAGCGCUAACGAUUCAGUUUAUUGAAGGAGCCUCAAGGGAGAGUGUCAAAACCCAACUACGACUACUCAAAAUGCAAAUGCCGGGGAAAACCUUCCUAGACUUCAAGGAAGCCGCCAUCACAAUAACUGGCAACCAAUCGGGAAGAGAAGAAGAGUACCCAGAGCUGGUGGACUUCAGAGAAUCCUCAGAGCUGAUGGGAGCUACUGCUUCCAGUCCCGAAAGACCGAAACGAGUCAGAGAUCCAGUGGUGCAGAGUAGUCAGCACCCCUCAGGAGAUCAGAUACAAACCCUACGCAAGCAGAUGGAAGAGUUAACGGUGGGGAUGGCAGAGAUCCAGAGAGAAAUGCGACUCCUAGCGAGACCACCGACACCCAAUUCUGGAGAACCUAGAUGGAGGUCCGAGCGACAGAGGUCGGCCAGAAGACGCUGGGAACCACCUCCAGAGUACGGGCGGCGGCCUUCAGACCAGUUCGACAGCCAGGGUCGUCCCGUUUGUCAUCGAUGCCAGGCAAUAGGGCAUAUUGAGAGGAACUGCGACCAGAUCGAACAUUUAAACUCCAAUGCCCCGAGGACGGAGACCGAGCCUCGGGGGACACAAUAAGGUUAAAACCAACCUCUGAAGAAGGAUGGCCACACUAUGGCAGGCAAUGCCAUAUAAAUGCAGAUGAGUUAACCGACAUAUUAAAUACCGACACUCCUGUCCACACAAGGAAAAUUUCAGGAAAGGUCAUCUGGUUUCAUGUGCGACGUGGGUAUGGAUUCAUCAAUCGUGAUGACACCAAGCAAGAUACAUUCAUUCAUUAUACGGCCAUACAGAGGAACAACCCCAGAAAAUACUAUCGCAGCCUGGGAGAGGGAGAGAUGGUGGAAUUUGACAUAAUCAGGGGAGAGAAAGGUCUACGAGCAAUCAACGUCACGGGUCCAGGUGGUGCUCCAGUGAAGGGCAGCAGGUAUGCAGCAGAUCGCAGGCAUUAUUGGUGCCAUCCACACCGUGGAGGUCAUCCACGUCACUACCGAUGCCAUGGAGAUGGAAUGUAUUCCACAGAAAACGUGACAGAAAGUGUAAACCAGAGGCCAUCUGUAUGCAGUCAACAGGAUCCUAAUGCCGAAUCGCAGAGUGCAUUAUUGGGAAGAACAGCUAACCUUGAGAAACCAAGUGGAUAUACGCAACAGAACCUGCAAGAAACUGUUCGGUCGUUUCGGUGUGGACCUACGAUGAUGGAAGACACCAAUUCCAAUACGGCCUACCUCAAUCCGGCUCAUUCAAACGCUACUGAUCAGGACCGGGAAGUAGAAGUAGUGACCCACAAGGCCACAGAGGAAGACUUAGAAUCCUCUAAACCCAAUGCAUCAGAUUCAGUUAUGCUCAUCCCUAAACCUCACCAUCCUGCAAAAACCCAGGGGGAAGCUAAAGAGGCCGUGAAAUGGCUCUUUCCAGAGUUGCAUCGUCCUGACUAUGAGUACACCUCAAUGAGUGGUGAAGAAUUUAUCUCACUGUUGCAGCAGGCAUCGAGAAAGCCAGGGAAGAGGCGCACAGGGGUUCUAGCCCAUUAGUUAUAGACCCUUCUCAUGUCUGAUCUGUAAUGAUUAUACUAAUGUGAUUUUCAAACUUGUUUGCUCUACAGUUACUAAAUGCAUUGAGGUUUAAAACAUAAUUGUUUCAGUACCUGCAACCCAAUGUAUUUCAUGUCAGUAAAAUGUCAAUGUUGUGAAAAAAAAAUAAUGACUUUAUGACUAUGUGGAGAGACGAAUGCGUGAGGACACGCAUCAUUCAAGCGGGGUUGAGUGUGGUAUCCCCCAGAACUUACAGGACUCAUGCUCCCUUCAACUGACAUGUACAUUGCCUUAUUGUACCAGGUGCUCCAUGUAGGACCCUAUGAGAACCUGUGUAGCCCAGACUUUUUGCCAAAAAGGACAGCUGUAUACUCUGGGCUGCCAUAUAAACAGACAUAACCUGCAGCUUUACCCUUUCCCCCCUUUUUCUUGGAGCCUAGCAACAGUGGAUGGUGUGAUGGAGGACACAGCCCACACCUCUCAUCUGAUUGGCCAAUCCCUAGAGAGAACCCAGAGGAAGGGUGGAGUGAUGGAGAGAUUGGUGUGAGGACUGGGGGGUGCUGUAAGCUGGGACAGCAGAGAGGACAGCAGAACAAGCAGUGGGAUCCUGAGUGAGUUGCAGAGGCUGAGUUCCUGUGUGUCAGUUCCAGAGUAUCCUGUCAGCACUAGUAUCAUUGUGCAAGUCCCAGCAGCAACAGCAAGGAACUCCUCUGGAGAGAGAGGGAGUGAGAUCAGUGAGGUUUCAUCAGUAACAGCUCACUGCCCAUAUAAGAACAGAGGAAGUAGCAGCUACAGAGAAUGCCCUAUCCAUGCAGAGACAGUGCUGUGAAUACAGCAGCCAGAGACAGCACUGAGAGGUAACUCCAUCCUCAGGGAGGAUUCUGUACAAGUAAACAGGCUCCCUGCUCACACACUGUCUACAAACAUUGCAGCUGGCACUACUCCAGGAGUAUAGAACCACUUUUGUCUGUGGCACAGCAUAACUUGUUGCCAGCAAUAGCACAAACUGCCUCCUCUUACAUUAAAUGCCCUAAGUCUUAGUAGAAAGGACAGCACACACAGUGCUGGUGCCACCGAUGCUUAUCUGCCAGGCCUUACAGACCAGUGACAUUGUACAUCAGAUGAACUGUGACAGCCAGGUUACAGUGCAAAGGAGGCCUGAACAGAACUACCCAGAGUGAAUGGGAAAGGCAGUGGAUCAGUUUUCCCUCAGUGUGGCCACAGAGAGGACAGGCCUUUAUUUACACUACAGGGACAUGUCUAAGAAAGACUAAAUAUAUAUAUGCAUAUAUAUCCACGUGUGGACACACUCUAAAGGGGGUUACAGACCUGUGCACAGGCGGAAGAACAUAAGUUGUACUAAUACUUCUGAAUACAUGGGAUACUCAGUAAGGGUAAUCAGAUAAUUGUAACUGGUAACAAACUGUUUUUCUUAUGCAUGCAUAUUUUGAUGGUAACAGCUUGAAUAUUUGAGUUAAGGUUUGAAUAGUAUAAUAAGUCAAUAUAACCAAUUCAGGUAAACGUGCAUAACUGCUGAGAAGGACGGUGAUGGGAUAUGCAACACCUGAAUAAUUAAACAGUCUAUGACAGUAUUGGCAUAAUCUACGGUGUGAAGACCAACUGUUUAUUAUCUGUACUUGAUGAUUUACUGUAACGUAUUACUAUUAUUCAAGUUGUUUGAUUUUCCCAAUGCCUUUAAUAAACCGAAGUUGAGUUGACUGCUCCCUGAACAACC
Molecule: messenger RNA, 4639 nt
Organism: Pseudophryne corroboree (corroboree frog)
Lineage: Eukaryota; Metazoa; Chordata; Amphibia; Anura; Myobatrachidae
Exons: 2
Coding region: 845-1951 (368 amino acids)
Source: RefSeq, a predicted model, not a curated record